AUGGGAAACGACAUAGCGCGUGGCGCGUAUAAUGAAAAGCCAGAUUUCCCUCCAAAUAAUAGUUAUGGUGAAAUGAUGGCAGGAGCUGAAGCAAGAGCAGUGUGGCAAAGAACAGUUAACCGUUGCUUCGUCCAAGAAGACGCUAAGAGAGCUCCCAAGCUAACCUGUUGCCAAUCCUCAUCAUCGUCUUCAUCGACUACUUCAACUAAGCAGGUUGAAGAUUCUGCAUCUUCUCGAGCUUCUGUUGAUCCACAGAAGCAACCACCUCGUGCAGGUCUCAUGCCUCUUCAUCGAAACCCGAAUUUCCCUGAGCUGUUACCCCACAGCACGAGGUUUUGGGGCCAUCAUCAUCAAGUGAAGACGCCAUUAGAGGCUGAGGUUGAUAUCUCUGACAAGAAACCGGAUUCAUUCAAGUCCGACAGCUUUAUAGACUUGAUGGAAACAAGUGAGAGUUAUGAUGAGCCGUCUGAGAAAAAGUUAUCAAAUGAGCUCUCUUUCGAUCCGAGUUCUCCAUGGAAUCCUCUCUCGAGCGAGAAAGCUGGACCGUGGUGGCGAACUACGGAUAAAGAUGAGUUAGCUUCCUUGGUUGCACAAAAAUCUCUAGACUUUGUUGAGAACUGUGAUCUACCAACACCACAGAAGAUGAAACGCUCUUACUAUGGUAGUCCACGUCGUCUCGACUCUGAUGGAUUCAGAGAUUACUCUGUCUCUAACCAAACCAUCCACGAGCACGGGCCAAGCAAAGGAAACAGAACCGAGGAUUCGUCUGAGCCUGGUUUGAGCAAAUCGGAGCUGCUAGAAGCGCUGAGGCGUUCUCAGACGCGAGCUAGGGAAGCGGAAAACAUGGCGAAAGAAGCGUGUGCAGAGAAAGAGAACUUAAUGAAGCUCUUGUUCAAGCAAGCCUCGGAGCUUUUCGGGUAUAAGCAGUGGCUACAACUGCUUCAGCUCGAAGCACUUUACCUCCAAAUGAAGAACAAGAAGACUGAGAGCAGCAACAACAACGAGCCACCGGUUUCCAUGCCUUGGAGCAAUACGAGAGCAAGAAAACCGGGGAGAAAGAGAAGGAGCAAAAGGGCUAAACCGAAUGCAGCUAAGUAUGCGGUUAGUUUAGCGUUGGGGAUGAGUCUUGUUGGUGCCGGUUUGCUUCUGGGAUGGACUGUUGGAUGGAUGCAGAUGCUAUCUUUUUAGUCGAAACUGAAAGAGAAGAAGAAGAAGAGGAGAGAGGCUGCGAAAGGUUUUAUGGAAAAAUUUCACUCUUUUUCUCUUUGAUGAUGACCUUUAAAAUGUGAGUGCAGGUUUUGGAUUUCGUUAAUGAGAAUGUAAAUUGUUGUAAGAAUUUUGUUAAUAUUGGGUUUCUCGAGUUUGGUCCUUUCAUAAAAAUCAUAUGAAAUGAUCUUUUCAUGUAACAUCUGCAUAUUUUAUAGCUAUAUAUAAGCGGCAGAAAAGCAUACUCCUUCUGUUUUAUAAAAAAUGUUAUUAUAAAGUUUGAUUUUUUUUUUUAAUAAAAUAUGCACAUUACUUUUCAAUACAGAAUUUUAAA
Thlaspi arvense is the source of this 1540-nucleotide messenger RNA. The record is from the annotation of a GenBank genome assembly. Lineage: Eukaryota; Viridiplantae; Streptophyta; Magnoliopsida; Brassicales; Brassicaceae.